Sphaerodactylus townsendi is the source of this 1555-nucleotide messenger RNA. RefSeq lists its product as uncharacterized. The record is from RefSeq and is a predicted model, not a curated record. Gene Ontology annotation, molecular function: single-stranded RNA binding. Gene Ontology annotation, biological process: retrotransposition. Gene Ontology annotation, cellular component: ribonucleoprotein complex. The coding region runs from base 136 to 1302 and encodes 388 amino acids. Lineage: Eukaryota; Metazoa; Chordata; Lepidosauria; Squamata; Sphaerodactylidae. The transcript has 4 exons.
CCUCAAGGAGAUAACUGCCAGGGGCCCCGAUCCAUGCAGCUCUUUGGCCAGCAACACGGGAGGAGGAACUAGACUCUCGCAAGCCAAGGAGGAGCCGGGCACCGAGAGGGGCCCCCAAGAAGGCUCGGGAGCUGCAUGCAGGAAAGACCCCCCCAGCAGAGCCAGCACGCCCUCGAGCAUCCCGCCAGGGGAAGGGGUGGCAGGGAGCCCAGCCCCAGAGGUGGACGGGGGACACAGAGGGGUAGCCUCCACACGUGCCCCACUGUGUGCAGCGGGUGGAUGUUCAGGAGUGUCCAGAAACGGAAGCGUAAGGCAAGGCGCGUGCUGAAUGGAAGGCCGCUGCCUCACGGUGCUCAGAGACAAAACAAUUACAGAUCCUCCAGGAGUGGGAUGAAAAGAUCACUUCUGACAGCUAAGGGGGGUGACCCCCAAGUUCCAGGCGGCCCAUCCUGCUCCUUCAGCUCAGGAGGCAGUGCAGAGUCUGAAAAGCCCCCCAAGAAGAGGUGUCCCACCCUCGACCAGUCUCCGCCCCCCUGCAGCUGGGGGAAAGCGAACCCGCGGGCAGAGUGCCGGGCAGAGGACGGAGACCUCGGCUCUGUGCUGUCUCAAAAGCUCGACCGCCUUUCGGAGAACAUGAGCACCAUUUGCAGAGACGUCUCCCAGCUGCAGAGUCACAUGGACCGGCUGGAGCAGGACGCCCGGGGCUGGGUUCUCGAGCUGGCUGCUCUCCGAAUGGAAAACCAGUGCCUGAGUGAAUACGUGCGACGGAUGGAGAGCCGCUGCCGCACACUGGAGAACCGCUCCCGCCGCAACAACCUGCGCCUCCUGGGCUUGCCGGAGGGGGUUGAAGGCAGCGACACCGUCUCCUUCCUGCAGAAGACCCUUCCUGCAAUGCUGGGGUUACAGCCGGAUUCCCGGCCCCUUGAGAUCGAGAGCGCUCGCCGGGUGCAAGGGGGCGUGUCCUGGGAGCCCAACGGGAGGCCCCGUGCCCUGGUCUUCCGCCUGCUGCACUUUGCAGACAAGGCUGCCAUUUUGCAGGCCUCGCGCACCCGACCCCUCUGUUACGCCGGCGCGCAGGUUACCAUCUUGCCAGACUUCUGCUCUUCCCCCUCUCAACGCAGGAGGGUUCCCUUCCGGACAUUCCGGAGAGCCAGGUGGGCAGCGGAUGUCUGCUUUGCUGCCAGGCGCUCCCCCUGUUUUGCCUGGUCCCGUGGACUUCGAGAACCUCUCGCCAGCUCUGGACCGCCUGCAGGGAGGCCAGGGUUCCUACAGGGACAGGCCACUGGGACACAGAUCCCCUGACAGGCCCUGCGCAUCGUGGAAUGUGUGAUUCCGCAGGUAGCCCUGAGUAACACACCCUGUAGCGUGCACUCCAGUGGAACACAAAUGUGGGUGUGUUUCCAGCAGCUGCCCUGGUUCAGACCGAGCUGCCUUUUCCAUUCCAACUAUCAGAGGAGGAAGAAGAAGAAGAGGAGUUUGGAUUUCUAUCCCCCCUUUCUCUCCUGCAGGAGACUCAAAGGGGCUGACAAUCUCCUUGCCCUUCCCCCCUCAAACA